CAGCAUGCCACAUCAUUUAAAAUACUAAUUAAAAAAUUAAUGAGCAAACCCAAUUCAACGAACCCACCCGCCCAAAUUCUUGAGACAACUCCUCUCCCAACGACCGCCGCCUCACCCACGGCAUUUCCGUCAACUUCAACUACCAAUUCGCCCACGCCGACGAUGAUGAACUCAAUCCUUCCAUUGUCUUCGUCUCCGAGCGAACCGGCUGUUCUCGAAUUUAGCAGAUUGCAACCGGCUAUGAAAUCCCCAAACCACUACCACCUCGGCAGUUGCCGUCUGGCGAUAGUCUUUUCGCCCUCCCCUGACGAUCGACCCCCAACUUCAAAACCCAUAUCUCUCAGACACUCUCUCUCGUCCAUACUCUUCUUAAUUAGAGACCUCAAUUCCCCCAACGCUAAAAACAAUCAAGCAAUCAAAUCCCUCACAUCUCAGGUUUUCUAAUUUUCCCCCCUUCCUGUGAGCAUAAACCCUUAAACCUCUGUUAAAAUUAAUUUGGCGUAAUACUGUGGUUGUUUGUGGCAGCUUCGGGACAUGGUGCUGAAGACCUCGGGAGCAUACAAGCAUUGCGCGCUGUGCACGACGGGUACGGGGCCGACGACGAACGACAAUCAUCAGAGCCUGCUCAAGACGAACCCAGGUGUUUCUGUCGCGAAGAAUUUGGGUGGGUGAGUAUAGAAUUAGGGUUUUCGAUUGGGUUAUCAGUUCAAAUUGAAUUUGAUUAUUAAUUUUUUAAUUAAUAUUUUAAAUGACGUGGCGUGCUGACUGGACGAAAGUAACAGUCUUUUGCAUGGAGAUAGACGGAAUUACCUUUUUGUUAUUAGUCCAAACAUUUGUUACUGAAACGUGCAAAAUUAAAGGUUUAUUACUGUUUUGUACAAACGGUAUAGUUUUGUGACCAUUUAUGAUAAUUAGCCACCCUAUGUUUCCAUCUACCCUAUGUUUCCAGAAUCACUCCCGGUGUCUGUUUGCAAUUUGAUUGACAGGAUUAAUUGGCAGUUUGUGUGGGGUGAAGAAGAGGGUCGAACUAAAUUCCACCCUAUUAGGGAUGGCAAAAAUAUCCGUAAUCGUGGAUAUCCGCCCGAACCCGAAGGACAUUUAGUGGGUACGGGUAAAACCCGAACCCGAAUAUUGCGGGUAAUGGGUGGGCAUGGGUUUCUCAGUAUCCAACACGAACCCGCCCGAUUAUACACAUACAUAUGUAUUUUGUCUAGAAAUAGUCAUUAUUUUUCUCUAACAUAUUUUAUAUUUAGCAUAUAAAUAUAAUAUUUUCAUGAAAUUGUGUUGUUUUAAUUAAUUUUCUUCAUUCUAGUGAAUUAUUGUCAUACUUUUCCUCUUGCGUAAUGUGAGAAUACGUGUGAAUGUUAAUAUAUUAGUUGGAGUUAUGAAGAGAAAUCAUUACCCAUGGAUAACCGUGGAUACCCGAAACCCGAACGGGUAUGGGCAUGGUUUUAAUUUUCUACCCGUUUCAUAUGUGGGUAUGGGUAUGGGUAAAACCCGAACUACUUUGGGUAGGGUAACGGAUAUGCACUAUCCGUCCCCGACCCGACCCAUUGCCAUCCCUACACCCUAUAGCUUGGGAUCAACUAACUCUACCUCGCAGCCAAGGUGGAGCGGGAAUCAGGCCAACUCGUGCUACCAAUCAAGCUAUGCUGGCAAAAGGCAGCUGGAGACUAGUUACCGAUGAUCACACACUAUGGACAGAAGUGAUAAAGAACAAGUACGCCCGCUCGAGGGACGGUUUGGAAAUCCUCACCAAAGCAAAGGGAAGUUCUUUUGCUUGGCGUAACUUCGCCUCUGUCUUAGAUGUGGUCAAGAAAUGCUAUGUUUUUAAUAUCUCAAAUGGUAGAAGAGCUAAAUUUUGGACGGAUCCGUGGGUUUUGCAAGUUCCACUAGCGGAGCUUGCUAUAACGAAGAUUGACGCGGACAAACUGCACAGCAGGGUGGCGGACUACUGGGAUGCAGAUCAGGGGUGGAAAGUGGAGGAAUUUGAGUCAGUGAUGCCAUCAAGCAUCAUCACUAAGAUUAGAGCUGUGAUGGUGGAUCCUCUGGCUGCAGAAGAUGAUCGCCCAAUCUGGAAUUUAACUUCAACAGGGAAGUUCACAGCUAGCUCUGCUUGUAGGUCACUUGUUCCUCAAAGUUCAGAUCAGCAAACCAUUUGGCAAAAGGUUUGGAAGCUACAGGUGCCUGAGCGGGUACGAAUGUUUAUUUGGAUGACAAUGAAAGGAAAAUUAACCACCAAUGCUAUUCGCAAAUACAGACACCUCACCCAUGACGAUUCUUGCCCGGAGUGUGAAGGCCUUCCUGAAACACACCUCCACUGCUUGAGGGACUGUGAAAUAACGAAAAGAGUGUGGAGGAAUGUGGUGCCAAGUGAAAGCCAAUCAGAGUUUUUCAAUUGCAAUUAUGAGACAUGGGUGAUGUCUAAUGUUGCUAAUGAUUCGCAGGGUAACGGGAGAGGAAAUUGGGCCUCCUAUUUCAUCCUGGUGUUAUGGUACAUUUAGAAAUGCCGGAAUGACGGAGUCUUCAACGACAUCAAGCUCUCCCACUCGACGAGGCUCAAUUAUGUCACAGCCAAAGCGAAUGAAUGGUUGAAAACUUGGGACGCAACUAGCGCAAGACUUGAUCUUAACUCCAAGCCUGCAAGAACUGAGACCCUGAUAGGUUGGGUAGCUCCACCCACAGGAUGGUGGAAGCUCAAUACUGACGGGGCUGCUCAAAGUAAUCCUGGUAUGGCCACUACAGGAGGUGUCCUGCGGAAUUGUUGGGGUGACUGGAUUAGCGGUUUUUGUAGCAAGCUUGGCACAACUCGGCUCUCCUUGCCGAACUGUAGGGCAUUUUACAAGGCCUUCAGCUUGCUUGGCGAAAGGGAGCUCAGUUUCUCAUCCUUGAAUCUGAC
Linum trigynum is the source of this 2899-nucleotide messenger RNA. The record is from the annotation of a GenBank genome assembly. NCBI's taxonomy places the organism in Eukaryota, Viridiplantae, Streptophyta, Magnoliopsida, Malpighiales, Linaceae.